This is a messenger RNA of Musca domestica (house fly), 993 nucleotides long. RefSeq names its product trypsin II-P29-like. Gene Ontology annotation, biological process: proteolysis. NCBI's taxonomy places the organism in Eukaryota, Metazoa, Arthropoda, Insecta, Diptera, Muscidae. The coding region runs from base 31 to 975 and encodes 314 amino acids. The transcript has 3 exons. The record is from RefSeq and is a predicted model, not a curated record. Gene Ontology annotation, molecular function: serine-type endopeptidase activity.
UCAACUUGUGACAAUUCCCCAAAUAUAAAAAUGCAAAAGUUAAUAAUACAUUUUCUAAUAACUCUACUGAUGCUGAAGCUAUCGCACGGUAAUUUUUCCGCCCUUAAUAGUAUUUACCUGAAUUCCGUAUUUCAAUUGGAAGUAGAGGAUCUAGAAAUUGAAUUCUUAUUCUUGAUCGCCGGUGGUUUACGUCAUCCAAUACCAAUGGAGAAAUUUGUUCCCUAUAUGGUAUCGAUACGUUCAAGAAAUCCACAAAAAUACUUUGGUGAUAAUCAUUUCUGUGCGGGUACAAUAUUCGGCAAGGAUUUGGUGCUGACCACGGCUCAUUGUGUCAUGGACAAACGUCGUGUUAUAACAAAACCGAGGAGACUUCUCUUAGUCGCUGGGACCCCAAAUCGUGUAGAGCCUUCCAACACCACAAUUCAAUAUCCUGUACGUUCACUGGCGGCCAAUUUAAAUUUUGUUCGCAAGAAUCAAAAUGAUAUUGCAAUUAUUCGAUUGAAAGGUGUAAUUCCUGAGAAUAGUACGGCCAUCAAGUCAAUUCGAUUACCGGAGGGACCACCGCAAUUUGGUGCCCAUUGCACCAUACUGGGAUGGGGUCGAUUGUGUAGGAACGGUCCUUUAUCCGAUUUGGCCACACAUCUGGGCGUACAUUUAUUUAGCCCCGAGGAAUGCCGUCAAAAGUUGCCGGACAGAUUUAAAGAAGGCAUGUUGUGUGCUGGUGAAAAUAAACCCUUUAAACAGGAUCCUUGUCGUGGUGACAGCGGUGGUCCUUUGAUAUGCAACAACACUCUUACCGGUAUUAUUUCAUGGACUAUUGGUUGUGGGAGUUUUCAUGCAGCCAGCCUUUACACGGAUGUUUGGUAUCAUCGGCAAUGGAUUGAACAGCAAUUGAGUAAAUCAAAUAAUUUGACAAUGGCAAAUGACAUUUUGAUUUACAUGUUAUUGUCGGUAUUGAUUUUUUGGAGAAAAUAAAAUAAAAUUUUUAAUAAA